Molecule: messenger RNA, 1029 nt
Organism: Arvicola amphibius (Eurasian water vole)
Lineage: Eukaryota; Metazoa; Chordata; Mammalia; Rodentia; Cricetidae
Gene: Draxin
Product: dorsal inhibitory axon guidance protein
Exons: 6
Coding region: 1-1029 (342 amino acids)
Biological process (GO): Wnt signaling pathway; axon guidance
Cellular component (GO): extracellular region
Source: RefSeq, a predicted model, not a curated record
AUGGCAGGGUCCACUGUCUGCAAGAUCACCAUACUGUCCCUGGUCCUGCUAUUCCCGGAGCUCCACGUGGCAGGCACCCUUGCAUCUGGAUCCUCUCCCCGGAACCUGCCUGAAACCCAACCCCAUCUCCCCAGCUCUACACUGUGGGUACCUCAACCCAGCCAUCAUGGCCGACGGGGCCUGGGCAAGAAGGACAGGGGCCCAGGCAUGCCCAGCCGGGGCCAGGAGGGGGCUGUGGUCACUGCUGCUAGGCAGGCUUCCGGGAUAACGCUUGGACAGCGCCCUGCCGGCCUUCUGCAGGACAAGGAGCUGCUUCUGGGGCUGGCAUUGCCCUAUCCUGAGAAGGAGCCCCGGUCUUCUGGGUGGGAGAGGAUGAAGAAACGUGGCAGAGAACACAAGAGACGCAGGGACCGGCUGCGCCAGCACCGAGGACGAGCUGCCAUCCGCGGGCCCAGCUCCCUAAUGAAGAAGGUGGAACCUUCUGAAGACCAGAUGCUGGAGGCUGCUACAGAGGAGUCUUCUACCAGCCUGGCCCCAACCAUGCUCUUCCUAACCACAGCAGAUGCCGCCACGCCUACCACAGAGGAGUCCCGGAUCCUGCCUGUCACCUCUCUGCAGCCCCAGGCACAGCCCAGGUCUGAUGGGGACGUGAUGCCCACGCUGGACAUGGCCUUAUUUGACUGGACUGACUAUGAGGAUUUAAAACCAGAGGUCUGGCCUUCUGCAAAGAGGAAAGAGAAACACUGGAGUCAGUAUGCCAGUGAUGGUAACGAGACGUCGCCAGCUGAGGGGGAACCGUGUGACCAUCACCAGGAUUGCCUGCCAGGAACUUGCUGCGACCUCCGGGAACAUCUCUGCACGCCCCACAACCGUGGCCUCAACAACAAAUGUUUUGAUGACUGCAUGUGCAUGGAAGGGCUGCGUUGCUAUGCCAAAUUCCACCGGAACCGCAGGGUCACCCGGAGGAAGGGGCGCUGCGUGGAACCUGAGACAGUCAACGGGGACCAGGGAUCCUUCAUCAACAUCUAG